UUUAGGCUGACCAGAGUUACCCGUAGCCUAAAGUUGAGAAUUGGUUGAGAACGGUGCUAAUCGUUUAACCCUAAUUAUGUAUGUUUCAUUAUUUACCUAAUAUAAUAUCUAUAAUAAGAGAACUGUACGCUCGCCUCGUCGUGGUAUUCGAUUAGAGUCAUUGCAGUUGUGAUGGACGUGACGCGCGCGUGUCGUUGCUGCCUGCGGCGUCCUCCGGACAAGGGCCUGACGACACCGUACGCACUUCUUGGGAAAACGGAGAUAUAUGCCGACAUGAUGAAGGAGUGCUUUGAUGUACAAUUGGCACUAGAUGGCUCGGGCUCGUGCGGCAUCUGCUCUGCGUGCGUGGGCCGCCUGCGAGACGCAAGCGACUUCAAACUGCAAGUGCAGCGCAGCCAGGCGGAGCUACUGGCACUGCUUGCCAAAGAGGCUGCGGUCAAAUUGGAGCAGGCUGAUGAGUGUGCGGAUGACAACGUUGAGUUUGAUGUGUUAUAUGAAGAGCCCAUACUGGUAGAGCAGGAGGAAAUUGGCAGAUGGAAAGCCGAGGAACUCACGGGGGCAGACCCGCUCGUCAAGUCGGAGUGGGACGCGGCGAGCGACUCGCCAGCGGCGGCGGCGGCAGUGUGUUCGGACGGCAGCUCCGCCCGCGCCCGGGAACAGCUCGCUAUGGCUUGUUCCGUGGUGCUCGAGCGCCUCCGCGGCGACGCAACUGCUUACAGUGGGGACAUACCAUACGCCUGCGAACACUGUGACGAACGUUUCAGCAACAAGUCUAGUUUAAGGAAACACAUACAAAACACACACUUGUUGACUGGAACUAAACUCAUUUCUUGUGAUUCUUGUAAUUCAACGGGACCAAAACCAUAUGCUUGUGAUUUUUGUAAGUCUACAAUUCAAACCAAAUUGCUUGUGGCAGAUUACAAGAAAAGUGAACAUGCUGGUGUUUCUAAUUUCAUGUGUGCUGAAUGCGAAUAUACAACAAGUUGCAAGAAAACAUUGGAGAUCCAUUUAAAGAGUCACUCGUUACAGGAUAACUUCAAUUGCAGUCACAGUAGUUACACAAAGUCGUGCAAAAGUGAUUUACUCGAACACCACACAAUACACAUUGCUGAAGAAUCGUAUAAUUGUAGUGACUGUGAUUUUAAAUGCAGUAUGGAAUCAAAUCUGCGACAUCACCAGAAGACGCACAAACAGAGGAAACAGCUUCACGGAUGUAGUUAUUGCGACUACAAGUGCACUACCAAAUCACACUUACGAACACACCUGAUGACACACACUGGAGCGAAGCCGUUUAAAUGUAGCGAUUGCGGGUACAGGUGCAGGGCGAUAUCAAACUUAAGAGCUCAUCAAAGGAUACACACUAAAGAGAAGCCAUACACAUGUAGUCAUUGCGACUACAAGAGCAGUUAUAGUUCAAAUUUACGAGAACACGAAAGGAUACAUACUGGCGAGAAGCCUUACAAAUGUAGCCACUGUGAUUAUAAUGCCACUAAAAAAGCACACUUAAAAAGACACCUGGGGAUACACACUGGAGACAAGCCUUUAAAAUGUAGCCACUGUGAUUACAAAAGCUACGAUGAAUCACACUUAAAGAGACACCUGAGGAUACACACCAGAGAAAAACCUUACAACUGUAGUCAUUGUGAUCUCAAGUUCAGUCAUAAAUUCAACCUGCGACGUCACCUGAUUACACAUACUAGGAGGAAGCCUUUUCGGUGUAGCCACUGUGAUUACAAAUGCAAUCAGAUUUCUAACCUAAAAACACACGAGAAAAUACACACUGGAGAGAAACCAUAUAGUUGUAGUCAUUGUGAUUACAAAUGUAGUCACAGCUCAAGCUUACGACGUCACCAGAAGAAGUAUAAACAUACUGAGACGAAUCCUAACUAGUUCGCGACAGCAAGUACAAGUGCGGCCUGGAGCGCCCGCGAGACGCCGGGGUUACGGCAGAGGGGUAGUCGCCUGUUGACCUGAAUCGGAAACUUACAGAUUAUUCUUGAUAUUCCACGUUACAUUAACAAACAGGGACUUCUGUGCUGCCCCGUACAGAUAACGCGCUGUGAUAAGCAAACCUUAGUAUCUACACGUAUAGCGAUAAUAAGAUGUUAGAUACUAAGAUAGCGAUAGAUCACCUCCACUCGUGAAGCAACUCACUCAACCGGCACGUACAUUAAUUAUAUAUAAUAAGAUGUAAACGAGUAUGGGGGAGAUCACUUGGAGAAGAGUACAAGAUUACACCUAAUCUGCAAACCACUAUCUACUGUGUUCAUCAAUCUCCUACCCGGAGCUACCCUACUUCUGGCUGGCUGGCUGUACUCCCUUGUACAGCCAGCGUAGGUAUUAUGCAUACAUUUUUAUCACAUACCCACGUGGAUAAGACAUCUGUCACUCUCACACUGACAUACUUACCAAAGCGUGACGGAUACUUUAUCCACAUAGAUAAGUGUUAAAUUUGAUAAGUGUGAAAUUUAAAUAUUUAAAAAUUAGAUGUUCAGGUGAUGUAUAUGACAAGUAGCCCAUUUCUCAAAGCUGAAAGUUACAAGCGGAAGUCUCUUUUCAAUUUGUCGUAUAAGACAGUGACUACCACUUGUAAAUUGUAACUUGUAGCUUCGAGAAAUGGGCCCUAGGUUAGACAAUUAAUGUAUAUCUUGAAAUAAAUAAUCAUUAUUUUA
Molecule: messenger RNA, 2672 nt
Organism: Leguminivora glycinivorella
Lineage: Eukaryota; Metazoa; Arthropoda; Insecta; Lepidoptera; Tortricidae
Product: gastrula zinc finger protein XlCGF57.1-like
Exons: 6
Coding region: 172-1890 (572 amino acids)
Biological process (GO): regulation of transcription by RNA polymerase II
Cellular component (GO): nucleus
Molecular function (GO): DNA-binding transcription factor activity, RNA polymerase II-specific; zinc ion binding; RNA polymerase II transcription regulatory region sequence-specific DNA binding
Source: RefSeq, a predicted model, not a curated record